Gavia stellata (red-throated loon) is the source of this 2114-nucleotide messenger RNA. RefSeq names its product mitochondrial assembly of ribosomal large subunit 1 (gene MALSU1). The record is from RefSeq and is a predicted model, not a curated record. Gene Ontology annotation, biological process: negative regulation of ribosome biogenesis; negative regulation of translation. Lineage: Eukaryota; Metazoa; Chordata; Aves; Gaviiformes; Gaviidae. Gene Ontology annotation, cellular component: mitochondrion. The transcript is spliced from 4 exons. Gene Ontology annotation, molecular function: ribosomal large subunit binding. Bases 1 to 606 code for a protein of 201 amino acids.
AUGUGGCGGGCGCCGUUAGGGGGGCGCGGGCUGCUGCGGGCCAUCGCCGCCGCGGCGGGGGGUGCCCUCCGGCUGGAGCCCACCCCCCGGGUGGCCGGGGCUCCCCGCGGGGGCUGCGCGGCGGCGCGGGGCGCGGGAGGCGGCGGAGCCGGGGCGCUGGGGGCAGUGGCGGAGCGGCGGCAGGCGGCAGAUAAUGUUCUUCCAAAGUUCAACAUUGACUUUGUUGUAGCUCUGCUGAGGCAAGAAAAUGCUAAAGACAUCUGUGUCAUCCAGCUACUUCCAGAAAUAAAAUACUGUAAUUACUUUAUAAUUGUGAGCGGAUCUUCAACACGACAUCUCCAUGCAAUGGCACAUUACAUGCUGAAAAUGUACAAGCAUCACAAAGAAGAAAGUGAUCCUCAUACUCAGAUUGAAGGGAAAGAGACGGAUGACUGGCUGUGCAUUGAUUUUGGUAGCAUAGUCAUGCAUUUCAUGCUGCCAGAGACACGAGAGGCUUAUGAAUUAGAGAAGCUAUGGACUCUUGGAUCCUACGAUGACCAGUUAGCACAGAUGACUCCACAGUCACUGCCAGAAGACUAUAUUUGGACUGACUCCGAACAGCAGUGAUCAUCGUGAGACAAGAACUUAAUGCAGCUGCUGAGUCGAAAGAGAAAUGAGUGUGCCUUCACAGAUCUGAGAGACAAACAGUCUUGAUUACUGACUUAACAGUCACUACAGUUGAUCAGUACAAAACAGUGUAUUUACUAGAUGUGCCUAGGUAGAGUUCUGAACAAGCUACAAAAAUGAUCAAAAUCAUUAGAAUCAUUUAGGUUGAAAAAGACCCUUAAGAUCAAGUCCAACCAUAAAACGUCAAAGAAGGAAUCCUAUCAUAAGGGAGCUUCCUGGGGGAGUCACUGUCUCAAUGGAGUUUGCAGUGAGAAGAGUGAGGAAAAGACAGAUGCUUAAGCUACUUCCCCUAAAACUCAUGCUCAGCCUCUACAGUAAUUGUUUUUCUGGUAUCUUUGAAAGACCUGCCUGUCAUGGCAGUGCAAAAAAGACUUGAGUGCUGCAAGGAAAAACUAUGUGAAAUAAUAGUACAGUUUAUAUGAGGCUUCUUGUAUGAACCCCUUUGCUUCUGGUCACAAUGAAGCAAGUCAUGCUCUGAGUUGAAGGAGAAGAGAAAACAGUCUGGUGUUACCAAGCGCAUAAAAGCCAAGAGCAGCAGUGGCAAACAUCUCUUGAGUUAACAGAACAGUAAGUCAGUUUUUCAGCCAAGGCCAAUCUGUUUUUAAUAAAAAAAAACCUGAAGAGCUUCAAUUCCUUGUCUUCAUGUUAAAACAUUCAGCUCAUUUAAAGUGUGCAGUCGGUCCCUCUCCUAGUUUUCCUCUCACCUAGUUUCUGGAAAAAGAUGCUGAGGCAACAUGCUAUGGCAGUGUAAACCUUCAGCUCCUUUGAAGUGGGCUAAAGUAGUUCUAAAGCAAUCCCUUAGUCACUGAGCAUUACUUGCUGCUAAUGGACUAUUCAGCACUUUCAGAUGUCAUUGCACAGUGUGUUCUUAGUCUGACUGCUGCAUGGUCUAAUAACCAGUUAGAAGAGCUUCAAGAUGGUAACAAAACUUGUCUAUGUAAAGCAAGAUGCUUUUCUCUACUCCAGGACAGGGCUUUCAUCAUUAUAUUAGGAUCUCUUGCUUCUGGAGAAGCUUGUUCCGCCAUACAUCAGGAAGCAGGAACACCGAGGGCAAACACCUUUUCUCCCACUACUUGAAGCUCUGUCUGCACCUCUUCCCUGCACAGCAGCUGCUGUUUGUAAUGCUCAAAGAACAUGACCUUGGUUUUAGCUCAUGUGGUUGUGUUGUUUAGGGGGAAGGGGGUGUGCAUGUGUUUGGGGUGGGUUUUUUUGUCUUUAAAAACAAAAAACCCCACAAAAAGUCUCCCUCAUUUCAGACUGGUUGUGUUUUCUUGCUCUAGCUGUGUUUGUAGCCUCUGUUCUUUCAGAAACAACUGCCCCCGAGUUCACCUGCUCUUCAGUACGAGGCAGGAGAUAGUUUUGCAAAUUAAGCAAGGAGCAUUUAUUGAAUGUAGUUAAACUAUGCAGAUAAAACAUCUUUGCCCAUGAAAUAAAGGUCUUGGUGUUAA